AUGCAUCCCUUGCAAGUAAAUAUUGUGUUCAUUUUAGCUGUUUUUGGACUGUCCGAAUCUGCCCAGCGAACAGAAGCAUGGAACAGAAUACGGUUAGUGGGUGGAAACAGAUACGGUGGCAGACUAGAGGUCAAGGGCAAUGGUGUGUGGGGCACGGUCUGUAAUAAAGGAUGGACAGACGCUGAUGCAUUGGUGGCCUGUCGACAUCUUGGAUUUUCAGGUGUUGUCACUUCACAAUUACAGCGUGAUCAAUAUGACGUAGGCACUGACCACAUACACCUAAUGCGGAUUGCAUGCUCUGGACGAGAGACGGCUAUUACUCGCUGUGCCAGAACCAUAGAUAAGACCUGUUCCCAUAGUGAUGACGUAGGUAUCGAGUGUCAGGUUCCUCGGCCUAUGCGUCCAUCAGUGUCCACUCGCUGCAGUUCGACUCAGUUCCGAUGUCCGACGUCUAAUACUUGUAUUCCUGCUCGCUGGCGGUGUAAUUACGUGGAUGACUGUGGUGACAAUGCGGAUGAAAACCAAUGUGAACCGACGACCAGUUUACCAAUGGUUGCAGAUCCGUUCCGUCUAAUGAACGGGGGUGGCCCGUGGGAGGGGAGACUAGAAAUCAAGUACGCCAACAUAUGGGGCACGGUGUGUAAUGACGGGUUCGAUAUCACGGCAGCCAACAUUGUUUGCCGCGAUCUUGGAUACGAGGGCGCCCGGUCUGUGCAAAGUUUCGGAUCUGGUCGUGGACAGAUCUGGCUAGACGAAGUCAGCUGUAUUGGGAACGAAACCUCACUGAUGAACUGUCGUAGAAACAAUUUAGCUGUCCAUGACUGUCGUCAUAGUGAGGAUGUUGGUGUCGUCUGCUACCCAUACAAACCUUGUGGUAUACAGAACAUUCCGGUCGUGUCAAGAAAGAUUGUUGGUGGGCAAACUGCCAAUCCUGGGAGCUGGCCUUGGCAGAUAUCACUUCGAGUCAUUCUACCUAGUGGGCGUUAUGACCACUUCUGUGGAGGGACACUCAUUCAUGAGGAAUGGGUCAUCACCGCGGCACAUUGUUUUGACAGCCUUCAAAGCUUGGAUGAAAUUCGUGUCGUCUUGGGAGAUCAUCGUUUGUCCGUAACUGAAAAACAGGAGCAGACUUUUCGGGUACGGAGCGUCACAGUUCAUGAGGACUACAGAAAAGGUCAUCAUGCACAUGACAUAGCAAUCCUUCACCUGGUGGGGGCAGCAAACCUGAACAGCUCUCAUGUCAACACUGUGUGUCUACCGAGCGAUGCCAACACACAGUUUGAAAGUGGACACAGGUGUUACGCUACGGGAUGGGGAGCAACUGAAGGUACAGGUGAUCAGGAUGUCCUCAGACAAGUCCGAUUACCAAUCUACCGUAACUCAGCCUGUCGCCACUUCUAUGGUUCCAGAGUGACGGAUAACAUGCUGUGUGCUGGUUAUGACUUCGGCGGCAAGGACAGUUGUAGGGGAGAUUCCGGAGGUCCGCUUGUAUGUAAAGCAAGCAGUGGACACAAGUGGACACUGGUCGGAGUGACGUCAUGGGGUGAAGGUUGUGCGAGGGUAGGGCAUCCCGGAAUAUACACUCGAACACAAAAAUAUCUUAAAUGGAUUCAGGACUUCGUAAUAGGAGGCCGGACUACACAUACCUUCAUAAGAUGA
Messenger RNA from Ylistrum balloti, 1659 nucleotides. Its product is annotated as neurotrypsin-like. Gene Ontology annotation, biological process: proteolysis. NCBI's taxonomy places the organism in Eukaryota, Metazoa, Mollusca, Bivalvia, Pectinida, Pectinidae. The transcript has 12 exons. Gene Ontology annotation, cellular component: membrane. The coding region runs from base 1 to 1659 and encodes 552 amino acids. Gene Ontology annotation, molecular function: serine-type endopeptidase activity; protein binding. The record is from RefSeq and is a predicted model, not a curated record.